Messenger RNA from Verticillium alfalfae VaMs.102, 288 nucleotides. RefSeq names its product molybdopterin synthase small subunit CnxG. The coding region runs from base 1 to 288 and encodes 95 amino acids. Gene Ontology annotation, biological process: Mo-molybdopterin cofactor biosynthetic process. Gene Ontology annotation, cellular component: cytosol. Lineage: Eukaryota; Fungi; Ascomycota; Sordariomycetes; Glomerellales; Plectosphaerellaceae. The record is from RefSeq and is a predicted model, not a curated record. The transcript has a single exon.
AUGAACUCCACAGGUCGGCCGCCCACCGGCCACUUCAGCAUCCUGUACUUCGCAGGUGCAAGCUCCUACACCGCGAAGGACCAGGAGGCUCUUCCCGCCCCUCUUCCUCUCGGUCGCCUCUUUGAUACCCUCGAGGAGAGGUACAGUGGGAUCAAGUCCAAGAUUCUUGAUUCGUGCCUGGUCACAAUCAACCUUGAUUACGUAGAUUUACCUAAACCCGGAGAGGAUGGUGCCAUGAUUAAGGAGGGUGAUGAGGUGGCCAUCAUCCCGCCGGUCAGCUCGGGAUGA